This is a messenger RNA of Thlaspi arvense, 1689 nucleotides long. The record is from the annotation of a GenBank genome assembly. NCBI's taxonomy places the organism in Eukaryota, Viridiplantae, Streptophyta, Magnoliopsida, Brassicales, Brassicaceae.
AUGGUUUUCAUCUUCCAUGGCUCGUGUUAUUCUGAUAAAGCUGGACACUAUACAUUUAUGAAAGAUGCAACACUAGCACCAACUUAUGCUAGCUUUGACUACAUAAUCAUCGGAGGAGGAACCUCAGGUUGUGCAUUAGCCGCAACACUGUCUCAAAACGCCAGCGUUUUGCUUCUUGAACGUGGUGGCUCUCCCUAUGACAAUCCAACGGCCACGGACAUUGGAAACUUUGGUAACACACUCUUAAACAUCACACCGAACUCAUGGUCGCAGCAUUUCAUCUCCGAGGACGGCGUUUACAACAUACGGCCACGAGUCCUCGGUGGAGGCACGGUGCUAAACGCGGGGUUCUACACACGUGCGGGAAACGAGUACGUGGAGGAAGCCGAAUGGGAAAUGGAGGUUGUAGAAGCUGCGUACGAGUGGGUCGAGAAGAAACUUGUGUUCGAGCCACGUGUGAUGGGAUGGCAAACGGCGUUUGUAGAUGGGCUUUUGGAGGCUGGUGUGAGUCCGUAUAACGGUUUCACUUACGAUCAUAUCUACGGGACGAAGAUCGGUGGUACGAUCUUUGACGGCGCCAGUCAUAGACACACGGCGGCGAACCUGUUAGAGUAUGCUAAUCCCAACAAUCUUGUUGUAUACUUGCACGCUUCUGUCCACAAGAUCCUCUUCACAACUACAGAAUUAAGUGACAAAAAAAAGAGACCAAAAGCGUACAAAGUGAUACUUCAAGAUGCGAAUGGAGUAUUCCACAAGGUUGGGCUAGCAAAUAACCCAAUGAAUGAAGUAAUCUUGUCAGCUGGAGCCAUGGGCAGCCCGCAUCUGCUGAUGCUGAGUGGUGUGGGUCCUAUGGCCCAUCUUGUGGCUCACGGCAUUAAACCGGUGGUCUUAGAUCAUCCAAUGGUUGGGCAAGGGAUGGGUGAUAAUCCCAUGAAUCCCGUCUUGGUUCCUUCUCCUACGCCGGCAGAAGUGUCCCUCGUACAAACUGUUGGGAUCACAAAGUUUGAUAGUUACAUCGAAGGUUUGAGUAACGCGGUUCUGUCUUAUGAUUUGACUCGUAGGUUUUUCAAUGGUGUUCUGAAUCUUCUCAAGGAGGAGACAAACCGUCCUACAUCUAGAAAUUUUUUUAUCCAAUCCAUUGCGGACUUUCUAAAAUCCGUGGAUCUUGGAUUCAAAGUGAAGAUAAAUGGGAAUGUGAUGUUCCAAAAAGUUUCUGGACCGGCCUCGAGAGGUCACAUGGAGCUUCGGACCACGAAUCCAAAGGAUAACCCUUCGGUGACAUUUAACUACUAUCAAGAACCAGAGGAUUUGAACAAGUGUGUCGAAGGAAUUAACUCCAUUAUCAAAGUGAUAGACUCGAAGGCCUUCUCUAAAUACAAAUACCCUGGUGUGAUCGCACGUGAACUGCUUGAUCUCAUACUAGGCCUUCCCACUAAUCUGAGGCCGAGGCAUGUGACCUCAGCGUUUAAUUUGAAACAGUAUUGUAUCGACACCGUGAUGACUGUCUGGCAUUACCAUGGAGACUGUCAAGUUGGAAAAGUGGUCGACAAGAAUUACAAAGUUUUAGGCAUUGAUGCUUUGAGGGUUAUUGAUGGAUCCACAUUUCUCAAGUCUCCUGGUACUAAUCUUCAACUACGGUACAUGGGACAGAAGAUUCUUCAAGAGAGGGCUGCUUUCUGCGGAAAUUAG